GAAAAUAAUCGACAUAUUAAUCAUUAUAAAAAUAAAGAGCAGCUAUAUUUCAUUAAACACUUAAAAGAAAGACUCUGUGUGUAAAAUCCCAUUAAACGGAGCACGUACUCACACAGACAAAGGCGACGUGUCUCAGCACAGAAUAGAUCAUGUCACGAGGCAGAAUUAAUGAUAGCUGAAGUAGCUUGACUGUUUCUUGUUGUGCGUGUGCGUGUGUGUGUGUGUGAGAGAAGAAGCGUUAGAUACCCAAGUGUCCGGUGUUUCUAUGCAACAGAGGCAGCGACGCUCUUCGCUCUCACGCAGGAAUACAUAGCCGUGGCUCCGUAGAUCUGCCACACUGAAGGAACUGUGCGCCUUUUUUAACCCAAUGGAGCGACACGGGGAUGGAGGUGAGGCGGCUGGCAACUCACAGCAGCAGGGGAGUGCGCGGGAGCCUGGGUUUCCUCCUCUGGCCUUUGAGCUAUCAGAUUGCCUGUCACAAGAGGAAGCCACCAUGAUGAGGAGGAAUGACCACUACUGGCCAGUUCCUGGUGAGGAGAAGAAUUCGGACAUGGACUAUGUGAAAACCAAGCCCAGCGAGUCCAUACCAAUGAAAAAUCUCUACAUGGACGAUGUCUCGCCCCACUAUUCAGAGCUGGGCCCAUACUUUUCUGAUGGGCAGAGGCGGGUGGACUAUAUCCUGGCAUACAACAUCCAGAAACCCAGCAGUGACAGGCGUCGGUCAUCCAGAUUUGGUGAAAACAACUUCAUCCGACGGCUUCGCCGCAGCCUGAGUAUGAGAGGCAGCCGAGCUCCGCUUCAGCCAAAGGAGGACCCGGAGAUUGCAGCCCAGGACCAACAGACAGACUAUCAUGAAGAUGACAAGCGCUUCAGGAGGGAGGAGUUUGAGGAAAACCUCCUGGAGACAGGGCUGGAGCUGGAGAAGGAUGAAGGGAGUAAAAUCCCUGGUAUUGGCUUCUUGAAGAUCCAUGCUCCUUGGAACGUUCUGUGUCGAGAGGCUGAGUUCAUGAAGCUCAAGAUGCCAACAAAAAAGGUCUAUGAAGUAAAUCAAGGCAGUAAUGUGGUAGAGAAGACCCGGCUCUUCAUUCACAAAGUUACAGCUCCACUUCAUCCAAAGGUUGACACCAACAAACCAGCGACUGCCAAAUCCCUCUCUCAUCCUUUCUCCAGAGAAAAGCAGCAUCUAUUUGAUCUGUCUGACAGGAACAAGUUCUUCGACAGCAAGACCAGGAGCUCAAUAGUCUAUGAGGUACUGAAGAGGACAAGAUGCACCAGAGCCAAAUACUCCAUGGGGAUUACCAGUCUACUGGCCAAUGGCAUCUACACAUCUGCUUAUCCUUUGCAUGAUGGAGACAUCGAGGGUGUGAAUGCUCAGCCUAAUGACAGGAAGCUUUUGUAUGAGCAGUGGGCCAGCUACAGUGUCUUCUACAAGUACCAGCCCAUUGGACUCAUCAGGAAAUAUUUUGGGGAGAAGGUUGGACUGUAUUUUGCCUGGUUAGGCGUUUACACACAGAUGCUGAUUCCUGCAGCCAUUGUUGGAGUCAUUGUAUUCCUCUACGGCUGUGCCACUGUCGAUGAUAACAUACCAAGUAUGGAGAUUUGUGAUCCAAGGAACAACAUUACCAUGUGCCCGCUGUGUGACCACGCCUGCAGCUACUGGAAGCUGGUAACUGCGUGUGGUACAGCUCGUGCCAGCCACCUUUUCGACAACCCUGCCACUGUCUUCUUCUCCAUCUUCAUGGCCCUCUGGGCUGUUCUCUUUAUGGAACACUGGAAGAGACGGCAGAUGCGACUCAACUACAUCUGGGAUCUGACAGGCUUUGGGGAGGAGGAGGAGGAGGAACACAAGGACCACAACAGAGCAGAAUAUGAGUUCCGUGUCAUGCAGAAGACAAUGAGACUGGAACAAUCCACCCCAAAGGGCAAGAAGGUGAAGCUGACUUGCACUGAUAGACUACCAGCCUACCUAACUACUGUGCUCACAAUGGGCUUCCUGAUUGCCGUGACAUUUACCAUAGUCUUUGGGGUCAUCCUGUACCGGAUCAGCAUUAAGACAGCGCUGCACAUCAGCAGCUACCCUGCAGCACGGUCCAACAUCAGAGCCACUGUCAAAACCACUGCUGCCAUUAUCAACCUCAUAGUCAUCAUCAUCUUAGAUGAAAUAUAUGGAGCCAUUGCUCGCUGGCUCACCACACUGGAGGUUCCAAAGACGGACAAGAGCUUUGAGGAGCGCCUCAUCUUCAAAACUUUUAUUCUGAAGUUUGUCAAUGCCUUCACUCCCAUUGUCUAUUUAGCCUUUUUCAGGGGCAGACUUGUUGGGCGGCCCGGAAACUACUUGUAUGUAGUUGGAUCAUACAGAAUGGAAGAGUGUGCUCAUGCAGGCUGCCUCAUGGAGCUUUGUAUCCAGUUAUGCAUCACCAUGUUGGGCAAGCAGCUAAUCCAGAACAACCUGUUUGAGAUUGGCAUACCGAAAUUAAAACAAAUGCUGCGGAGGAGGAAAUCAGAUAUGGAUACAAAGCAAGAGGAGGAGCUGAACAAAACCUUGCAGCGGUACGAGAAAGACCACAUUCUGGGUCCAUUUGUUGGGAUCAACCCAGAGUACAUGGAGAUGAUCAUCCAGUUUGGAAUGGUGACUCUUUUCGUGGCCUCCUUCCCUCUGGCUCCCCUCUUUGCUCUCCUGAAUAACAUCAUCGAGAUUCGCCUGGAUGCCAAGAAGUUUCUAAGAGACCUGCGCAGGCCAGUCGCAGCCAAAGCAAAGGACAUUGGUAUCUGGUACAACCUCCUGAGAGGCCUCAGCAAGGUGGCAGUCAUUGUUAAUGCCUUUGUCAUCUCUUUCACAUCUGACUUCAUCCCUCGGCUGGUCUACCAGUACAAGUACAGCCCUGAUGGCACCAUGCAUGGCUUCAUCAAUCACACAAUGUCUUACUUUAAUGUCAGUGACUUUCAGCCAGGCACAGACCCACUGCAGCCCAUGCAUCUUGGCUACAAGGUUCAAAUCUGCAGAUAUAAGGACUACAGAGAGCCUCCGUGGUCCAGCACUCCAUAUGAACUCUCAAAGGAGUUCUGGGCCAUUCUGGCAGCACGCCUUGCCUUUGUCAUCAUCUUUCAGAACAUGGUCAUGCUCAUGAGUGACUUUGUGGACUGGCUUAUCCCAGACAUCCCCAAGGACAUCAGCCUCCAGAUCCACAAGGAGAAGAUCCUCAUGGUGGAGCUCUUCAUGAAGGAGGAGCAGGGCAAAAGGAUUGCAGCGCAGGACAACCACAACCAUGACAAACGCACUGCACCUUCAUCACCCAAUCAGAGCCCACCACAGCCACGCUCACGUCUCUCAAACUAACUGCUGUUAAACACUUGAUAAGUAAACACCACAAAUGUUAUAUAAACUAAGCAUUCGUGUUAAUAUUCUGAUCUGAUGGCUUAAACCUAAACUGAAAUGUUCACAUUAGAAUGUUAACAAGGGAAUUUGUGACAUUAAACAACAAGCCACAAAGUACAAAAUUAGCCAUUUUUCCAAAAACUAGCAGGGAACAGGUUUAGUGAAAAAGGACAGUACUAGAUUUAUGAGCACACAUCGUUAGUUAUUGGAUGUAAUUAAAAGGAACAAGCCAUUUGUUUAUUUGACUAUAGGGAUAUUUAAUUCUUCAGGAUGUCUCAGACUGCCAAACAUGUAAACUAAUGUGAAUCACAUGUCCAUGGAGCAAGUUCAAACCUACUAAUUCUGCCACAGGGCUUAGUAAGGCAUUUGUGCUGUGGUCGUUGGGAUUCUGUGUCGAACAGCCAGUUGCUUUGUACUAUUCUCUUGUAUGAGCACUUUAAUGGUCUUUUAUUACAUUUUGUACAUGGACAAAUAGCAGUGCACAGUGGUGUUAUACCUGGAAGCACAAGUGAUAUUAUUAUUCAAUCCACUAAACAGGAAUUAAAGCUGCAUUUGGUGAGGUUAAUUAAACAUGAUGUCAUGAUGUCAUUUUAUACACACUUACAAAAUCACGAAAAUAUUCCAAAAAUGUUUCUCACAGCUGCAGAAACUCAACAGGAAUAUUUGUUUUCUCAGUCUAAUAAAAAACAAACAAAAAAAUAUUUACAAUCUUCAGAGGUUUAGAUACAGGCAACUGAACUAAACUGACUUAAACAAGUCCACCUUCACAAACAAAACAUGUCUACCCUCACUACAUACUUCUUUGUCUGUUAAGUUGACAGCCAUUUAUUUUUAUUUUUUGCUUUUUGCUAAGUUGUUGUUAAAUUGAUUAGACUUUAGAUUAAAUAGAAAAGCCGUCCAAUAUGUAAUAAUUACGCAGCACUAGUUGUUGCAGUUGAGCAAGCAUGUGGCCACCAAUGAAAACAGUCUGUAGACAGAAGUCUACAGACUUCCCUCGCAAAAUCCACACAGGACUGAGGCAGAAGAGGCUCCGCUGUCGUGUAUGUUUCUGCAACGCUGUCAACCAAAAACUAGUUCUGCCUUUCAACAGAAAGUUACACGUGGUAACCCAGGUUCUCUGACUGGAGAGACUCAGAGAACCUCUACCCUUCAUAUUCCUUAUGUAUGGGGAGUGCACAAGAUGAGCUGUGCAAUGGUGGCCAUGCACUGAUUGGCCAGACAUGGUAAUGUAAGCACCACACUUAAGUUCUCAACGGGCCUGAAAAUUACAACCCGACCCAACCCGGCCCGCAGGUCUUUAAACACGAACCCAACCUGGGCCGACACGCUAGCAUGAAUUGUCCACCCGAACCGAAAUCCCCCCCCCCCCCACAUUUUCCCACUGAUCGAAGCGCGCUGUUUUCUGCAGCACCUGUCUCCUGGCUUGCGUUAUCUGGGUCCUCCCGUACCGGCAGCUAACAGUCAGCGGGCAGCAUCCGCAACUGAUUGAAUUUCGCCCACGGUAAUGUUGCGGCUUUGUGGAGAUUGGUGGACGUUUGUCAUUUUUCCCCCUAGUUCUCAAUUCUACACCUUACAUACCUUGACACUCCAGUUAAACUUGAUGUGGAAGGAUAGUGUCUCCACUCUCUCCACCCAACACAUUCCAUAUACAAGGGGACUCUGUAGGACACACCGUGUGGAAACCAUGUAUCUACUGCCCUCCCACGGGGAGCCUGAAAUUACAGUUGCUUUUUGAACAACACAUCACCUAUGUGCUCAGAAAGGAAAUAUUUACAAAUAUACACUAUUUACACACCCAUGGCCACAAAGGCCUAGCUGUACAUGCCAGAUGUUAAGGCCAGCCCAAAAAGGGUGAAUCUUCAACUUGGUCAACUUACAAAGAAAAGAAGCAAUCACACUGACCCAAGAAUCGUUCAGAAGAACCUUAUAAUAGUGGAUGGAAUUGACCAAUAAAGAAGAGCCUUCACUUGUCUAAAGUGACUGCUUGCUCAUUGCUGCAACUCCAGAGACUAACUGACAGAAGACUCCAACCAGGCUGGAAUUUUGCAAGAAAUGACUUCCUAGUCUCCCUGACUCUGGCCAGCAGGUUAAAACAGUUUAUAACUUUUACCCAUACAACCACGGGCGUAGGUUUGCGGCACUCUUUCUUAUGAUGGCUAUGAAUUUCACAAGAUGGCUAAACAAGCACACCAUCAAUUCAAAUACUGGCAUGUUUGGUGCUUAUAUAACCAUGUAUGGCUAAUCAGUGUGUGGCCACCACAAGUGAUGUGUCUUAGAGAGUAUUCACUUCAGCUGCUCCCAUGUAGAAUCAGUCCUUGUGCAUAUGGAAUAUGUAGGGUGGGGAGUAUGUUACAGAACAGUUUCCUGACAGCUUGGAGUGUGAAUGUUGAAUCGUGGACCAUAAAAGGCACACAAAUACUGUGAAAAGCUAAAGGGAGACUGUAGUUGUUAAUACCUCUGUGGGUGUGUGCCAAAUAAAUGAUAAUAUUGCUCUGUAAUCCAUGGAUAUAGUUUUAUAUUUGUAAUACCAUCCUAAGAGGCAAUAAUGUGUAAGCAUGAUAAAAUCAAUUGGCACUCUUGCAUACCAUUAUAAUAAUAAGCUUUAAAUGUAUUAAUGGGUUGUAUUAAGUACAGUCCUUAUCCAUCACACAACCACAUGAUUUUGUAUUGCAAGCUACAAUAGUUACCUAGUUUAAUGAGUAGCAA
Solea solea (common sole) is the source of this 6082-nucleotide messenger RNA. RefSeq names its product anoctamin 1, calcium activated chloride channel a (gene ano1a). The record is from RefSeq and is a predicted model, not a curated record. Lineage: Eukaryota; Metazoa; Chordata; Actinopteri; Pleuronectiformes; Soleidae. Gene Ontology annotation, biological process: chloride transmembrane transport. Gene Ontology annotation, molecular function: chloride channel activity; protein dimerization activity. The transcript is spliced from 26 exons. Bases 368 to 3337 code for a protein of 989 amino acids. Gene Ontology annotation, cellular component: plasma membrane.